UAGGGAGGUGACAUGCAGCGGUAGUGGUGCGCGCUCUCACAGGUAACACACCUGCGCCUCAGAGCACGAGGAGCUUUAUUGUCGCAGGGGGAUUCAUCUCUGUUCACCUGCCUGCUGUUUGUUUUCAUCACCGUGGAGCAAUAUCAUGAACUUCACUCACUUUAACAACAACAACAACAACAACAACAACAACAACAACAACAACAACCCCUCAGCUCAUCGGCCGUGAAGAGCCCCGGAGCCAGAGGAGUCUUCUGCCGCCAUGCUGACGUUAACAGCUGCCGAGGGGGACACGCCGCGUGACGACAGCCUCUCCUCGCUCCUUGACGUGGAUCCUGACGGACCCCCCGGACAGACUGGACCCCUCGGACAGACUGGACCCCCCGGACAGACUGGACCCCUCGGACAGACUGGACCCCCCGGACAGACUGGACCCCUCGGACAGACUGGACCCCCCGGACAGACUGGGCCCCCCGGACAGACUGGACCCCCCGGACCGCCCCACCUCGCUGAGCGCCACAGAGCUUUACACAGUGAUGACGCCGAGCGUCUCCUGACGUCACUGGGGAAGCAGAGAGUGGGUUGUUCCACUGCAGCCAAACUAGACGGUCAUUGGAUAAAUGCUAGGCUUUGUCCCGCCCAUCGGAACCUCAGCGUCUCUGGGGGUCUAUGGGACAGUGGGCUGGCCCGGACGCUCUGCUUCUGCAUGAUGAUUGGAUGAUCUGUCUGAGGCUGAGUCCCUUUUUGAUUGACAGCGAAAUGAGCGAAUCAGUGAUCUUGAAGUAUAAGCAUCCACCGGAGCAGUUUUCAAGUUUUUCAUUCCGUUGUUCGGAGUUGAUCUGGAGACGUUACUGAUCCUCAGCGACUUUGUCUUUGUUAAAAACGACUAGCGUUGUGUUUGGUGACUCUCUUCUGUCACUCUGCGAAUUUACAUUUAAAUAAACGGACACAUUUUAUGAUGUAGGCCGAAAAUGAGCUUCCCCUCAUUAUAAGACCAGCAGCCGCCACUGGUCUCAGGUGAUCCGAUCACAACUGGUCAGCUCUCACUUCGUUAGUUCACACCUGGAUUUAAAAUGCGUCUCGAUUGACCACUUGUGAUCGGAUCUCACUUCCCUGCUUCAUACACAAAUUAACAGGUAUACGCUGUUGUUUUUACCUAUUGUUAGUGUGUGUGUGUGUGUGUGUGUGUGUCAAGCAUCAACCUUCAAGGCUGAAACCAGCAGCUGCAGUUCCUCUAACGACCACUAGAGUCUGGCUCCAACAGUGAGUCAGUCCCCAUAGACUCCCAUGUUAAAAUGUCCAACUUUACAGCAGAAAUAAACAUGUUUACAGCCUGGUACAAAAACUGUUUUGGUCUCUAGAGCUAAUUUCUUCCUUCAUGACACCUGUUUAUAUAACUCACCUGUUUACAUAACUCACCUGUUUAUGUUUUAUUAAGGACUAAAGUUAUGGAGGAUUGAGGGUGUGUCUUAUUUGAGUGACAGGUGGGUGAGCGUAUGCUUGCCACAAGCCGUCAUGUACCGAAGUCUCAGCUCGACGCACGCCCCUCCUCUUUGACCAUAUUUGGAUUAGCUGAGAGUUAGGGGCGGGGUCAGGCACUGGCAAGAUGGUGACAACAGAACAUCUCACUCUGAGCUUCAAAACUGCUCUUCAGAAACGUGGCGUCACGGAGGCUACGUCCAUCUUUAUUUACAGUCUAUGGGGAGAAGGGGGGGGUUAUAUAAAGCGGGAAAGUGAGGUCCAAUCACAAAUGGUCAAUCGAGACGCAUGUGUAGACGCAUUUUAAAGUCAGGUGUGAACUGAGGAACUGAGCUGACCACUUGUGAUCGGAUCACAUGUUGAUACUAGUGCUCACCUUAAUCUUAUUUUCAUCCUAAUGGCGAUUUGAACGUGUGCAAUAAACACAUCACAAAAGACUGACUUUAUUUAUGGCAAGUAAUAUCGUCAUCCCGAUGUUGAAGUAACGUCCAGUAUUACAGAUGUGUUUGAUCAACCUCCAGUUCUGGGGUAAAAUUAAUGAUUAAAAUUUGAUCAGAAAGAAAAGGUUUAUUUAGCCGCAGGUUGACAGCAUUCAAGGUCAAAGUGAGAGAGGGACAGUGUUCGCCCACGAUUAACCCUACAGUUCACAAUAAUAAUAACAAUGAACUUUAUCUGUCACACUACAAAUCACAGUUUCUCCUUUAGUCCUUCACAGACCGACAUGAAUAACUAGAACCUCCUCCUCCACUCACACCAGUUCCAGGUCACUUCCUGUUUAUCCAGCGUCACAGAAAAUACGAACCAUGUGUGAAACUUUGCCAUAAUUUCUGUGUGAAGUCUUGAGUAAUGGCUAAAAGAUCACACUGACCUUGACCUUUGACCCCCCCCCAAAAAAAUCGGGGGUCGACUGACAGGAAGUGUAAAAAUACUUCUACUAUGAUACUGCAAAUACAGGAAGUACUUUCACUGUGAUACUGCAACUACAGAAGGUACUUUAUUAGUACUGCAGUACUUAGAGUCCAGUGAUAGUAGCUGUAAUUUGCAGUACUCAGAGUACAGUGGUGGUAGCAGUAGUCAUAGUAACAGUAGCAGUAGUUUGCAGUACUCUGAGUACAGUGGUGGUAGCAGUAGUCAUAGUAACGGUAGCAGUAGCAGUAGUUUGCAGUACUCAGAGUACAGUGGUGGUAGCAGUAGUCAUAGUAACAGUAGCAGUAGCAGUAGUUUGCAGUACUCAGAGUACAGUGGUGGUAGCAGUAGUCAUAGUAACGGUAGUAUUCUCUCUCCUCCACACCGGAGCGCGCGCUGCGUGGUGCGUAAUCCGUGUCCGCGCUGUAAUCGGCGGCGCUGCGCUCCCUCCUGGAGCCGCUCUCCUCCGCUCUGCUCGCGGAGGAUUCUCCUCAGAGCUCUCUGUGGACCUGAUCUGUUCAGAGUCCCGGUUCCCGCCGUCAGCUCAGUCACAAACCGCCACCGGAGCCGCUGCUCGGUGUAUCCGGAUCCGAUCAGCAGGGCAGAGCAGCGGGGAGAGGAACAUCGAUCCUCCGCCGUUUGGCUCCGAUGUGUCAGCCUCCAGCCUGUCGGACGUCGGGCUCUGUUCACACCGCGGACAGCUGCUGCCUCUCCGGAAACCUCACCUGUAGCCUGGCUUUUCACAAUAAAGCCUCUUUGGACUGAGAUGGGAAGCACCGCGGAGAGGAGAGAGGAGGAGGAGCAGAGGAGCUGCAGGAGGAAGAGGAGGAGGCCGCUCAGACUUCACAUGCCUGAGCUGAGUGUGUUUGCGAUGCCCUUCCUGGAGGGAGAUCCGGGCGGAGCGGAGGGAGGCGGCAGCACCAAGCAGGGGGAGCCUCUGUGCCACUCUGCCAGCCCCACCAGGAGUUUCUUCCAUCGGGUUCCGUUCAGCCGCCCCUCCAGCCCCCGCUCCGCUCCAGCCAGAACCUCCAGCUCCAGGAUGAGUCCCAGCUCCCCCAAAACCCUCUUCCCCUACCACACUGGCCCCCCCCAGCAGGACUCCCCGCCCAAGUCUCCACGCAGGCUGAGUUUCAGUGGGAUCUUCAGGUCGGCCUCCAGGGAUUCAAACCAUCAACCCUCCUCCUCCCCCGUCAGCAUCAAACUGUUCACACGCAACAAGAGAGACAAGGCCAGAGCCCACAGCCUCUCCUCACCCCCUCCUCCUCCUCCCCCUCGUCAGGAGGAGGUGAGUGUUUUCCGUCUGGAGACGUACCUGACUGAGCCGAGGCGUCCGGAGACCAGGAGGCUGCGUUCCUUCUCCUCACCUCCCGACACCGGACAGCGCUCCUCCUCCCGCUGCCAGCUGCCUACUCUGGCUCCGCCCCUUCCUGUCAGGAAGCUGGUGGAGGUUGCAGACAGCAUGUCGGAGCAGCCGGACCCCGAUGAUGCCGCAUCGGAGGAGUCGGAGAGAGACAUCUACAUGCGCUUCAUGAAGUGUCACAAGUGUUACGACAUCAUCCCCACCAGCUCUAAACUGGUGGUGUUCGACACCACACUGCAGGUGAAGAAAGCGUUCUUUGCUCUUGUGGCAAAUGGAGUGAGAGCUGCUCCACUGUGGGAGAGCAAGAAACAGAGCUUUGUGGGAAUGUUGACCAUCACAGACUUCAUCAACAUCCUGACCAGAUACUACAAAUCCCCCAUGGUUCAGAUCUAUGAGCUGGAGGAACAUAAGAUCGAGACGUGGAGAGAGCUGUACCUGCAGGAGACCUUCAAACCUCUGGUCCACAUCUCACCUGAUGCCAGUAUAUUUGAGGCUGUGUACUCGCUGAUAAAGAAUAAGAUCCAUCGUCUUCCCGUCAUCGACCCAGUGAGCGGGAACGCUCUCUACAUCCUCACACACAAGAGGAUCCUCAAGUUCCUGCAGCUGUUUGUGUGUGAGAUGCCCAUGCCGGCCUUCAUGAAGCAGACUCUGGAGGAGCUCGGCGUGGGGACGUACGCCAACAUCGCCUACAUCCACCCCGACACGGCGCUCAUCACCGCGCUGUCUGUCUUCACGCACCGCCGUGUGUCCGCCCUGCCCGUCGUUGAUCACCAUGGUAAAGUGGUGGACAUCUACUCCAAGUUUGACGUCAUUAACCUGGCGGCAGAGAAGACCUACAACAACCUGGACGUGACGGUCACUCAGGCUCUCAGACACCGGUCCCAGUACUUCGAAGGAGUCAUGAAGUGCAACAAGCUGGAAACACUGGAGACCAUUGUGGACCGCAUCGUGAAGGCUGAGGUUCACAGGCUGGUUGUCGUUGAUGAGGAAUCUCGAAUUGUCGGCAUCGUCUCUCUGUCCGACAUCCUGCAGGCGCUCGUAUUAACCCCCGCAGGUCUCGGGAGGAAGGAGUCUCUCCCCUCUCAGCCAGCAGCUUUGGGCUCAACAGGACCAGAGUCAAGCUGUAAACCUGACCGGGACCGGGACCGGGACCAGGACCAGGACCCCGAGCUUUGCACAGAGAUAGAAACAGAAAGCAAACCUGAACCUGAUCUGGAACCAGGUAAAGACCCAGAGACAGAGACGGUCUGUGAGGACACUGAUACUACAGAGACCUGCCGAUGUGGGGAGACGGAGGGGGAGACAGCAGAGACAGAUGGAGGAGAGGAGGGAGGAGAGAAGGAGGAGGGUGUGAAUGAAGGGGAGAAAGUGGAGGAGGAAGAGGAGACUGGUGAAGGAGUGAGGGAGGAGGAGGAGGAUGGAACUAAGGGGGAGGAAGGAGGGGAAGUGGGUGAAGAAAAGGAGACUGGUGAAGGAGUGAGGGAGGAGGAGAACGUGGAGGAGGAAGAGGAGACUGAUGAAGGAGUGAGGGAGGAGGAGGAUGGAACAGAGGGGGAGGAAGGAGGGAAAGUGGGGGAGGAGGCAGGAGGUAGUGGUGAAGAGGAGGAAAGGAAGGAGGAUGUACAGAGGGAGGAGGAGGGAGGAGGAGAAGAGGAGGGAGGAGGAGAAGAGGAUGCAGGUGAAGGAAAGGAGGAAGAGGAGGAGGAAGAGAAAGAUGGAGGAGGGGGUGAAGGAGGGGAGGAGGGGGAGGCAGAAUGAUGUCCUCAUCUGGCGUCUAUCUGGACUUUGUCGCGACUUGCCGCGCUCAAGUCGAGCCGCUUACCACAGAAGAAGAAGAAGAGGAGGAGGGAGGGACAGGAAGUGGCGGCAGGCUGACGUGAUUGGCUGGGGAGGCUCUGGGAGUCUGAGGAGUCGCCUCAGGGUUGCCGUUCUGGAGGUGGGAGGGGGCCAGUGGGCGAUUGAGGUGUGCUGGACCAAUCAGAUCUCUGGUGGUCUCUGAGGUUCAGUGUGGACACAUCUGAAGGAGUUUCAUUGGCUCUGAUGAUCAGGACCCGUAUUCAGACAUCUUACAGAUAAAAGUUUCUCACAACUUAAAAUAAUGAGCGUCAGUCCAAACUUUAUGAUUCAUUAAUUAUGACAAGAUGUCACACUGAUGGGUGAUGUGUAAUAUUUGCUCUGACUGGAUAAACAGGAUGUGACCUGGAGUGGAGGAGGAGCAGGUUCUGGUUUAUUUACUGCAGGAUGGUCACGUGUGUUUUCAUCAUGACGUCAGACAUUAGAACUGAGUUGCUCUGUUAGUUCAGGAGUUUUCACUUCACUCAGUGAAGUUUGUCUCAGCAGCUGUGAAGAGGAUUUAGGAGAAAGCUUAGUCAGAAACUUUUAGUGCGACUCUGAGUGGUCAGAUGAAACAAGUAGUGAAUAUGGACCUGGAUCAUCACUGACAGACUCAGUCAGAGAGCUGGUGGAGACCAAACCCAGAGCUCAGAGAGGGAACACUGGACUGAGACUCUCCAGCUGCAGCUGCACAUCAGUGUGUAACAUUGAUUAUUAACAGCGAGUCUGAGCAGGAAGUGAAGCUUUAAUUACAGAGAACUCCAGGUGGAGAGUUUGUCUGAUGAACAAAGAGCCAUGAAACUCUCUCAGAAAUCCUCCUAUCAACUUUAAAUAUAAUCAACAGGAAGAAGACUCAAAGGUUUCAGAAUAAAAUAACUGUAAAAAAUAUUAUUUAUUACAGAAAUAAUCACUUUUGACAUUAUUUAACUAUCAUGUCUCCAUAUUGAUCUGUGUGACAUCAUAAAGGGGUGGGUCCAUCGUAUUGUUAUUGGUGCCUUUCAUUUUAGCCACAGCUCCUGAUUGGUGGAGAGAGUUUAAAUCAAUAAAUCAUUGUUCCAGAUGUGAGUGAAGCUGUUUAUCUGCUGUACCUGGGGUUAGAAUGAGUCAGAUAUCAAACAUUACUCAGUGUUUAUGUACAGACUGUAUGUACAUUGUUUUAUAGAGGUAAAGAAUCUAAAGUCUGCUUUGUUACUUUGGUGUAAAAUUUUAAAUGAAUCUGUACAAACAUAGAUUUUAAUGUUUAAAUUAAUGUAUUUAUAGUUUCUAGUUCACAGAUGGAUUCAGAUGAGACAAACCUGAUCACCUCCUGAACCUCUUUCUCCUAAAAUGCCUUUUUCUAAAACUGUUUUUCCUGUGUGCCCAUGGGCACUCUGGGAAAUGUAGUGUUUUAACAUGCAGUGGCAGGUGUGGGCUGAAUUUAAAUGUGAUGCGUUCGUCGUCCUCAUGUCAAGUCCACACAGGGACUAAACGAUCAGACUGAAGUGUUUCCAUGGAGAUAAACUGAAGUUCUGAUAGUCUUGUCCUGUUUUAUAAAUGUACUGUUUAUGUUGCUGUUGAUGAAGCAAUAAAUAAAACAUCUUGAUGAUUUCUUCUUUUUAUA
Seriola aureovittata is the source of this 7178-nucleotide messenger RNA. Its product is annotated as 5'-AMP-activated protein kinase subunit gamma-2-like. The record is from RefSeq and is a predicted model, not a curated record. The transcript is spliced from 19 exons. The coding region runs from base 3152 to 5503 and encodes 783 amino acids. NCBI's taxonomy places the organism in Eukaryota, Metazoa, Chordata, Actinopteri, Carangiformes, Carangidae.